This is a messenger RNA of Spea bombifrons (plains spadefoot toad), 3679 nucleotides long. RefSeq names its product SEC16 homolog B, endoplasmic reticulum export factor (gene SEC16B). The record is from RefSeq and is a predicted model, not a curated record. Gene Ontology annotation, cellular component: endoplasmic reticulum exit site; ER to Golgi transport vesicle membrane. The coding region runs from base 93 to 3050 and encodes 985 amino acids. Lineage: Eukaryota; Metazoa; Chordata; Amphibia; Anura; Pelobatidae. Gene Ontology annotation, biological process: autophagy; COPII vesicle coat assembly; Golgi organization. The transcript has 26 exons.
UGUGAUUACAGCCUGCUCAUGUGGCACGCGGACUUUGGUAGGGACCUGCAAACAGAUUCUCUCCCGACUGACACAGGUGAGACAUAAGUGCAAUGGACCAUGGAGCCCAUCCUUGGCCCCCUCAGUCAUGGGGAAGACCAACUAGAAGGACGGACACAUGGAGAAGCAUGUACCACGAAGCACCGCCUUAUUAUUACAUGAACAAUGGCAACAGGCAUAUCCAGAAGCCUCACCCAAAGGAUGGUUACCAACCUUGGCCACCAGAUUCCUGGAGUGACUACUAUUCCCAGUAUCAGACAUCUUAUCAUAGACACAGAGACUGGGGUCGGCCUGCAUCUAGAGCUGAGAUUUCUGACAGAAGUGACACUUAUCCAUCCCGUCCAUUGUCUAGGCAGGAAUAUGAUGAGAGGUACACAUUUUAUGAAGCGUCUCAUAGGCACAGAAAUUAUUAUUCUGACCAUCAAGCUGCUCCAACAGAGUACCGAGACUGGAGGAGAAGGCCCCAAAGCAGACAAACAGAACAGUGGGUGGUAAACUCCUACAAUGGACCUCCGCUACAUCAGACCGCAGAGGGAGGCCGGGCGCCGCCACAGACUCAGAGCUGGACCCAGGGAUAUGAGGAGAAUGAAAAUGAAGUGGACAAAUUACAGUUGUUAAGCUUAGCGGAACCCAGUCUAUUGUCCCAGUACCGAGACUCAGGCAUGUCGUCCAGUAGUUAUGAGUUAAGUCAGUAUAUGAAUGAUCCCUCUGAUACCAGCGACUCAUGGAGUCAUAUACAGGAAGUCUCUUCAGAGCAGGCUUUUCACCACUUAGCUCCACUGAAGUUCUCUCUUCCGCAUGUCACUGUGUGCUUCGGGGCCCGGGGCCAGCUGGUCAGAGUGUGCCCGAACUUCCCCACUGAAGGGCAACCUGCGCGUGUCGAGAUACACAGCAUAGAGGUACUUCUUCACGAUACGUUGGAACAAGAGGAGAUGAGGAAUUUCCCUGGUCCCGUUCAAAGGGAAGAUUUACAUAAAGUGGACAUCAUAAAAUUUUGCCAGCAGAAAGUGAGCGAGUGUCUCCACUCCAAAGUACCAAGAAGCGGGGAUGAUUCUUUACUCUGGCAGAUGCUGUUACAGAUGUGUCGGCAGAACGGGUGUAUUGCUGGUUCAGAUGUAGCAGAGCUCCUGCUACAAGACUGUAAACGGGAUCCAUACAGAAGAGCGUUAUCCAGUGCUAACCUCAUCAACCUAAGCGAAGAGCCUCCGCUGAUACCAGAUUGUGCACAGAUGGACCUUUUGACUGGGGAGAUCCCAUCUCCUGCUGAGACCUCUGCACAAGCCGUGGAGAAAUUCACCAAACUGCUUUUCUACGGACGGAAAAAAGAGGCUCUAGACUGGGCAAUGAGGAGUGAGCUUUGGGGACAUGCCUUGUUCCUGUCCAGCAAAAUGGACUCACGGACCCACAGCUGGGUGAUGGGACGGUUUACGAGCACUUUAGCCCAGAAUGACCCCUUGCAAACUCUUUUCCAGCUGAUGGCCGGACGGAUCCCGCAGGCAGCCAUGUGCUGCGGAGACACAAAGUGGGGAGACUGGAGGCCACACCUGGCUGCGAUUCUGUCCAAUCAGAUGGCAGAUUCUGAACUUAACCGACGUGCCGUCAUUACCAUGGGAGACAAUUUAGUUCUUAAAGGCUUAACCGAAGCUGGACACUGCUGCUACCUGACAGCUGAUAUCCCUUUUGGCCAGUACUAUGGAAAAUCGGACCGCCUUGUUUUGUUGGGAAGCAGCCACAGCCAAAGAUUUCCGAAGUUUGCCAGCUCACAGAGCAUCCAACGUACUGAAAUCAUGGAGUACUGCCAAAGUUUGGGGAAACCUGGCCAUUGUAUUCCUGCAUUCCAGGUAUACAAACUGCUAUAUGCCACACGCCUGCUGGAUUAUGGCCUGACAUCGCUUGCUCUCCAUUACUGCGAGUGCAUUGCCGCUGCUGUCCUCUCGCACUCAGGAUCUGCAACAUUGAUAUCACAGUUAAUCAAGCUGGCAGAACGUCUGAAAUUUUCUGACCCAAGCAUCCUGGACAGGUGUGAAGAGGAACCCAAAUGGAUGACGCAGCUAAGGACUUUGCUUGGGCGGUUACAGGCUAGUUCUGAUGCGGGCAGACAAACCCCCGUGCCUGUCAACGAACCAAUUAAAGCAUCAGGAUUUACAGCACCAAUCACUGUGACUGAAGGUCAUGCAGCACAGGCAUUCAGUGGGGUUGAGGAGACUCAAGAUGUGGAUGAUACAGCAGGGCAUUGCGCCACGUGGACACCGGAGAACCAAUCAAUGCAAGCUAUGAUAACCCCAAGUAGGGAGGACACGGAACACAAUACACGGCAGUUGGCAGCCGUUAAUGAAUAUACCUCCUGCUUUAACGCUCAGGAACCAACGCACAUACCAGACAUCCCAGUAAAAGAGCCCCCUCCGCAGACCAGCCUUAUUACUGCCGGUGUCCUCCCGCAGCCUCCGUUUGCAUCGGGGAGAGUGCGGACUGUGUCCGAGACCUCUACAGUCUCCAUGGACGACGAGGAGGAAGAAGACGGAGGAGAGAAAGAAACAUCAGAUGACAAGUCAUAUGAAGCAAAGAAGGGCUCUUCCUUUGGUUGGUUUGGAUGGUUCCGUUCAAAGCCAGCAAAAAACGCAGAACCACCAAAAUCAACAGACACUACACAUCAGAAGGAGCUUAUACCACCCAUGCAGGCCAAUGCAGCUUCUGAAACGCUUUCUUAUUCUUCAUCUCCACCACCAGCUUACCCUCGAGCAAAUACCCAAAUCAAUCCAUUUUCCAAAAAUGCAGGCGGUAAAGAAAUUGAAGAGCCGCAGAACAACAAUAGCAGUUCAGUAUUACCAGACACUCAGGGUCAACAGGAGAACAUGGUGAGACAACCAAAUAGUGCUAUGUUAGUCCCUGGAGAUCAGACAGGCAGACCUGGUGGAGCCGUUCCAAUGUAUAAUCCUUCGCAGUUCUCAGGAACUGGUCACGUUAUGAACAAGCCCAGCCGUCUACAAGGACGAUACCCGGUGCAGCCCUGAUGAUCAACAGUUUUACAGAGCACCACUCAGGGAGAGAGACGUGAUCAUUCAACACUAGUAGCACAAAUCAAACAGAGGAAAAAGCCUUUCAUUCCCUCUGGAAUCCUUUCAUUCACGUGCUCGUAUAUUUAUCCCCUUGUAUGUUUAAUCAGCUGAUCAUUCUUUUUUACAACUGCAAUGCAAACAUUCUGUAAAACAGAAAAUAUCUUGUUUUGGCCUUAUGUCAUGCAUCUUUACCUGUUUUUUUGCUUGAUCCUCACUAAAGACAAAUAUAUAACCCAUGCAAAUGCAUAUGGUUUGUUCUGCAUAAUCCUCUCAUACAUUUGUAAAAGGGACACCAUGACAAUUUAAAAGGACUAUGUAUUUAUGUAUAUAUAUAUAAAAAUAUGCAUUUCAUGACUGGUGAGCUCUUUUAUGAUCUAGUGAAGCUAUGGCUGUCAGAGAAAGUAGGGAGAGAGUGGACAUUGUGAGAGAGAGAGUGAGAAAGUGAGUGACUCCAAGUGAUUGUCUAUACUCCCUCGCAUCUCGGAAGCGGAAAACAAGUGAAUCGGUGAGUUAUUGGGGAUGUUGAGAUGGACUACUCUUUAUAACCUAAAAAAGAACUUGUGAUUAAUUUCUAGAUAAAACCA